This is a messenger RNA of Megalobrama amblycephala (Wuchang bream), 1537 nucleotides long. RefSeq names its product erythroblast NAD(P)(+)--arginine ADP-ribosyltransferase. NCBI's taxonomy places the organism in Eukaryota, Metazoa, Chordata, Actinopteri, Cypriniformes, Xenocyprididae. The record is from RefSeq and is a predicted model, not a curated record. Bases 5 to 1054 code for a protein of 349 amino acids. Gene Ontology annotation, molecular function: NAD+ poly-ADP-ribosyltransferase activity; NAD+-protein-arginine ADP-ribosyltransferase activity. The transcript is spliced from 4 exons.
GAAAAUGCAGGAAUGCAGGAAGGAAAAGGCAGGGCACAGCCCUGAUAAGCUUUCCUGUCAUUAUUUUUCUUGUCAGACACCCUGCAGUUUAGUCUUUUUACUUUCUCCAUGUUUAACCAACAUUAAAAAUACCAGGCAUCUUAAAACGACUUGUGCACAUACACCAACUUAUACAAUGGGAAGUUUGCAGUUUCCAAUAUUUCUCCUGGUGGUCUUGAACACUGCUGUGUUGGUGAUAACUGAAGAGGUGAUACACAUGGGCAUGUUUCCUGAAGUUGCAGAUUACUCAUUCUACAAUUGUCGGAAAGAGAUGCUGCAAAUGGUCACAAAAGCUGGAGGUUUGCUGGAAACAGAGAUUAAAAACAACACACUUUUUGAGACUAUGUGGCAAGAUAACGCAGAAUGUGACAAGGCCAUUCCAGGAGGUACACCGGAGCACAUGGCUGCACUGAGGAGUUAUGCUGAAGCUCCUUCUAAAUUUUAUAAUACAUUUAAAAAGUCUCUUCACACCAAAAGCAGGGGCAGUUCGUACCGAGAUGAUUUUCCUUUUAAAUCUCUUUUCUUCCUGCUGACAGAUGCCAUGCAUCUCUUGAAAAGUGAUUGUCGUACAGUGUACUCUGGCAAAGAGGCGGAAUAUAGCACCAAUAUUGGGGAUAAAGUACGUUUUGCGAGUUUUUUUCAAGCAAAACAGAAAUAUACUGAAGCAACUGAAGUUGCAGUAAUAAGUGAGAACAUUGGAACUGUUUUCAAUAUCACUUCCUGUUCUGCGAUCAACCUUGAUGAAAUGUGUGGAUCAGAGGACACAGACAUAGAGCUGCUAAUAUCACCCACUGAAGUUUUCAAAGUUACGAAUAUCAGGAAUGUUAGCACAAGUAAUGAUCAGUAUAAAGAGAUCACCUUAAUGAAUUCAGGCUUUCACAGCUCCUCCAACUGUAGGGGCCUUGUCAGCGUGUCUGAAGAUUCUAAAGAAUCAUCUUCAAGUUUCCCGAGUUCCAGUUUACUGAGUCUGAUGGCUUCUUUACUCGUGACAUACUUCAGCGUGUUGACUCUGUAAAAUACUCUGUAUUUUCUCAAAAAUGCAUGAACUCAUGUGGAAAAGUAAAAGCCGCAUUCAUUUUCUUAAUGACUUAUAAGGAAGAAUUUUUCAUAAUUAUAGAUUAUGUUGUUUCAAUGUAUUUUCUCUGUUUAAUCCUUACCCCUACUUAAUGUAAAAAAACUAAAACUUAGGCCCAUCAAAAUGUAUAUAAUAGCCUAUAUAAUUGUUUUAGAAACCUUUUAUGUGCUUUAUUGUUUUUGACAUUUCUUUGAAAGUCUUUAGUCCAUAAAUACAUUUUACAUGCAUAAAAAGUAGAGUUGCUAAAACAAAAAGUUGCUUACAAUGGUCAUAUACUGUACUUCAUAUAUAGCCACCAUUUCAAUUGACCUCACAUGACUUGCAGUGAAUUUUGUCAUUUGUGCCAUGUUGAAAUGUAUUCAUGGGAUACAAUUCCACUUUAAUUAUGAGGCAAAAAUUUUAAUUAAAUGUUUCUUGUAGGUA